AUAUAGAGCUUCUACAUUCCACCACAGAUAGAUAUAAUAUAGAGAGAGAAACAAAACUGUUUGUGUGUGUCUGUGAAGACAGAAGAGAGAGAAAGUAUCUGUCUUUGUGUGUGUUGUGCUGCUGUGCUGUCAUUUUGUUCCAAAAGCAUCAUUCAGUUACAGUUACAAGUAGAUUCAGAUUUUUCACAACUCAAUAUAGAACAAAAACAUGGGAUAGACAAAAAAAGUUUGAUUCCUUUUAGCUUACUUUUCAAGAUAUUUAUAUACUUUUUUUUUCCAUGGCUGUUACUGUGAAACCCUCUUGAAGAAUAUCAUCAAUCAGGGUGACAUUUUAACGGUACUUUAGUCAUCAAAUAAAGUAGUUAGUCUUCAUACGUCAAUUAUGGUGAGAUAAACUGCUGUAUAAAUGAAGCUUCUCUCCAGCUCACUGCUAUGGAUUAAGAGUUCAAACAUUGUGUUGUUUAAUAACUUAGUAGUCUUAUCAAUGGGAUUUGGAAAUUGAAUUUAACAUAAUAGGUAAAUGAUUUUUACAUGAUGUUGAGUUUCUUCUGAGUACUGUGGCAUUGUAGUAAACUCUUGCAUUCAACAUUACAAAUGAUGCAUUGAUCAGGCAAUAAAAAAUGCAGAAACAUCAAUACAAUUCCAUGGAUCCUCGAAAUGAGGAAUUCCAUUCUGCACCGCAACCGGUCCGGCAAGACCAUCUGGAUGGCAUGCAUACCAAUUCAAGGCCUCCUCCUGCCUUUAGCAUGUCAGAAAAUAAACCUGUACAUAAUUUCUCCAUACAGACGGGUGAGGAAUUCGCUCUCGAGUUUAUGAGAGAUAGGGUGAAUGUCAAGAAGCCUGCGUUUCCAAAUGUCGUGGGCGAGCCUAAUUAUUCAACAGGGUAUAUGGAAUUGAAAGGAAUCUUAGGUCAUCCAGGAUCUGAAAGUGGUUCCGAGAUUUCUAUCCUCACAAAUAUUGAGAAAGUUCCGAAAGAGUUUGACAGAAGGAAUUCUGUUCUACAUCAGGAAAGAAGUAAUUAUGGCUCAGCUCGAUCGAUUCCAAGAUCAUCAUCUAAUCAAGACAAUAACCGAGUCUUUCAAGGAAUUUCCUCCUCUGGAUCUUCUGACAACUUAUCUAUGAAGAUGAAGGUUCUAUGCAGCUUUGGUGGUAGAAUAUUACCACGUCCGGGUGACGGAAAGCUUAGAUAUGUUGGGGGUGAAACACGGAUUAUUAGUAUAAGAAAGGACAUAAGUUGGCCGGAGCUUAUGCAGAAAAUAUUAUCGAUCUAUAAUGAAACUCGUGUAAUAAAGUAUCAGCUCCCUGGAGAAGAUCUUGAUGCCCUAGUUUCGGUAUCUUCCGAUGAGGAUCUGCGGAAUAUGAUGGAGGAAUGUCAUGAUCUACAAAGAAGGAGAGGAUCGUUAAAGCUUAGGAUGUUCUUAUUCUCAAUAAAUGAAUUGGAGGAUACCCAGUUUGGUCUUGGUAGUAUGGAUGGUGGUGAUUCUGAAAUCCAGUAUGUCGUUGCUAUUAAUGGUAUGGACAUGGAAUCAAGAAGCAACUCUAUCCUUCGUCGUGGAGGAAGUUCUAAUAAUAUAAAUGAAUUGGACAGACAAAGUAUUGACAGGGAGACUAAAAGAGUUGCGGUAGAAUCAUAUGGUGUCGGUAGUUCUUCCUUAACCGGCAAUGUUAACUCGGUAUUGACAAAUCAGUCUUCACAACCGAUUUUACCAACACCCUCAAGUGCUUAUGAAGCUUAUCCGUUCUUUUACGAGGAUCCGAUCAUUCAGCAAGGGGGAGCUGGUCAAUAUCCAAUACACACUGGUCCUUUUCCUUCUAACAGUUCGGCUCUCAAUCUAGGAGAGGUUCCUGUUUCUUUGCCUACUCAUGGUGUUGUGAACCAAGGAAUCACUAGCAAAGGACAAGUAUCCAGUGAGUUGCAAGUACAAAGAAAGGGUGAUAAUGUCAUUCAUGCAGCAAAUGACCGAGUGAACGCUUUAUCAACAGAAGCACCAUAUUCUCUUCCUUUGAAUCCAUUUGAGGGAAGUUUGCAAGGUAAUUUAUCAGAGGCAUCAGUUCCAGCUGCUGUAUCAGAAGCAAUCCAUCCUGCAGUUCCAUUAGAAAACAAGAUCCCAGCUGCUGUAUCAGAAGUGCUGAAUCCUACACAGAUUUCAAGAUCUGGAGAAGAUGACUUCUAUACUGGAUCCGCAGACGCAUUCAGUCGUGCUCUUGUUGAUGCCGAGUCCAAUGUAAUUGAUUUCAGUUGCCUUGAACCACCUCCGCUUCCUAAUAGAGUAUAUUAUUCAGAGAGAGUUUUUCCCAGGGAACAUGCAGAUUUGUUGAACCGGUCUGCAAAGUCGGAUGAUGCAUAUGGUUCUCACUUACUCAUGUCAGAUUUACUUUCCGAUUUGAACCAUAUGAAUUCGGUUAAUGAAUCCAGCGACAUGUUGCACAGCGAGAAUAUGUCGAAUCUGAACACAGUGUCCAACACAUCAGCAAAGCCCUUGCAUGCAGAUGGCCAUAGCAUCAGCAGCAAACAUUUGCCUGAUGCAACAAGUCAGGUGAAUUCAAAGUUAUAUCAGCGCGUGGAUUCUGAUUUGAAGCCGGUAUUAUCAGAUAACAAAAUUUCUGAAAAUGAGACAAAUAUCUCCAAAGAUAGGCAUAAAAUUCCUCAAGUCGAUGAAACCAAGGGCAGUGAGCAUCUUGCAUUUCAUCGUGUUCCUUCUGUUGAACAUAAUGAUAAUCUAGCAUCUAAACUUCAAGAGCAAAAUUUGUCUGCAGUUCCUACAAGGGAUCCCAAUAAUGAUGCUAAAGUCCACGCUCCGCCUCUUGAUGCUAAAUCUAAACCUUCUCAAGGUGAUAUUCUGAUUGAUAUUGAAGACAGGUUUCCCCGUGAUUUCCUUUAUGACAUGUUCUCGAAAGCAGUUCAUUCUGAAGAUUCCGCAAAUAUUAGUCCAUUACCAACUGAUAGAGCAGGUUUGAGCUUAAGAAUGGAAAAUCACGAGCCUAAAAGUUGGUCAUAUUUUCAGAAGUUGGCACAUGAAGGGUUUGAUAACGUUUCUCUAAUUGAUCAGGAUAAUCUCGGUUAUUCAUCAGCUGUUAGUAAAGUAAAAGAAGGGGAUGGUAUGUUACAGCAUUCUGCACCUCUACCAGCAGAGAGUGUUAUUAUGACAGGACCCAAGGAAUCCCAUUCCCAACUAAAUUUUGUAGAGGAAAAUCAGAAAAGUUUACCUGUAACCACCAAAACCGAGGCUGUUGCUUUUCAACCAGAAAAUAACCCUUCUGAACUUAAGGGAAAUGAAAAUAAGAACGUCAACGCCACAGUGGAAAACGAUAGAGCUCAGGAGCCUGAAUAUCUUGAUGGCAAUGAUGAGACAAGGGAUGUGGUUUCAGCUCCUCCAGAUAUUAGUUUUGGGGAGUUUGACAUUAGUACUUUGCAGAUCAUAAUGAAUGCGGAUCUUGAAGAACUGAGAGAACUCGGAUCUGGUACCUUUGGAACUGUGUAUCAUGGAAAAUGGAGGGGAUCAGAUGUUGCAAUCAAAAGAAUAAAGAAAAGCUGUUUCUCCGGUCGGUCUUCAGAACAAGAGAGACUGACCAUAGAGUUCUGGCGGGAAGCUGACAUUCUUUCCAAGCUUCAUCAUCCAAAUGUGGUGGCCUUUUAUGGUGUAGUUCAAGAUGGACCAGGAGGAACAAUGGCCACGGUUACGGAGUUCAUGGUUGACGGUUCUCUUCGACAUGUUUUGCUACGUAAGGAUAGGUAUCUUGAUCGCCGCAAGAGGCUCAUAAUUGCGAUGGAUGCAGCUUUUGGGAUGGAGUAUUUACAUGCAAAAAAUAUUGUUCAUUUUGACUUGAAAUGUGACAAUUUGCUUGUGAACAUGAAGGAUCCUUUACGGCCAAUAUGCAAGGUUGGAGAUUUUGGCCUGUCAAAAAUUAAGCGGAAUACCCUGGUGACCGGUGGUGUGCGUGGAACUCUACCUUGGAUGGCACCAGAGCUACUGAAUGGGAGCAGCAAUAAGGUUUCAGAAAAGGUUGACGUAUUCUCCUUUGGCAUUGUAUUAUGGGAGAUUCUUACUGGGGAGGAGCCAUAUGCUAAUAUGCACUACGGUGCAAUCAUAGGAGGUAUUGUGAACAACACAUUAAGACCUACAAUCCCAAGUUAUUGCGAUCUAGAAUGGAGAACACUGAUGGAGCAGUGUUGGGCACCUAACCCUGCAGUAAGGCCAUCCUUUACAGAAAUUGCGCGCCGCUUGCGCGUGAUGUCUGCAGCUGCAGCUCAAACCAAAGGACAAGGACACAAGGCAUCUAAAUGAUAAUCAACAGAUUUGAUCUGAUGCAAACAUUUCUAUAUGAAAUAAGUUAAAUACAUUCAAUUGAGGUAUAAAAAUGUAUAUGUGUUACAACUAUAUGAGGGACACUAGUAUAUGUUUGUAUUGUAAUUUUUUGGUCUCUCAGACCUGUUUUUUCUGUUGUUGAUUGUAUAGAGUAUAUAUGUCAAUAUGUGUGAAACCAUAUAUUAUAGGAUUGUUCAAACAACAUUUGUACUUAUGAUGUUAAUUCUACAGUGUGUUUUGUACUGCA
Medicago truncatula (barrel medic) is the source of this 4554-nucleotide messenger RNA. RefSeq lists its product as uncharacterized. NCBI's taxonomy places the organism in Eukaryota, Viridiplantae, Streptophyta, Magnoliopsida, Fabales, Fabaceae. Gene Ontology annotation, molecular function: protein kinase activity; protein binding; ATP binding. The transcript has 9 exons. Gene Ontology annotation, biological process: protein phosphorylation; signal transduction. Bases 621 to 4286 code for a protein of 1221 amino acids. The record is from RefSeq and is a predicted model, not a curated record. Gene Ontology annotation, cellular component: cytoplasm.